AUGGACUCCCAAGACCAUGAACGAGACCUUCUCUCAGAGCUCCAACAAAGCACAUCUCUAUUCCUAAUGCUUGGUGGGCACUUACCCAAGCACAAGCAGCUUCCUCUGCCAGCUGAUUAUGUUGGGAAGAGUCUGGAUGAUAUAAAGCGUUGUAUGCGGUUAUUUCAGGACACUUAUUUAUUCCCACACCUUAUGAAGAUUUGGCGUGACCAAGGCAUCAACAUCGAUAUUGACGUGUUUCUGAGCCAUCUACGAGAGCAGGCUAGCCAAAAGAUUAACCUGGAUAUUGGACGUUGCUUGCAGAUAUUUCGGUCGGGCUUUCCACCACAGAUAAUCUUCGUCCAUGCCAGACGCACAACAACGGAUUAUUGCAAAUUACACUGGGUCCUGACCCUUGAGUGUAAUGACACUACGAUCAGUUCAAACCACACACAGGCCGGUCUCGAGUGGAAUAGAGACUAUCAUACAGAUACCGUUGAUAUUACAUAUACCGUCCAAAAUCAUCCUACACAACAAGAAAUGAAAUAUUGGGCCUCCCGAGUUCCAGUUAAGAGGCUGGAGCAUAUGUGCAGCUGUGCACUUUGGGUGUAA
This is a messenger RNA of Aspergillus pseudotamarii, 591 nucleotides long. RefSeq lists its product as uncharacterized. The transcript has 2 exons. The coding region runs from base 1 to 591 and encodes 196 amino acids. NCBI's taxonomy places the organism in Eukaryota, Fungi, Ascomycota, Eurotiomycetes, Eurotiales, Aspergillaceae. The record is from RefSeq and is a predicted model, not a curated record.